Pteropus alecto (black flying fox) is the source of this 1363-nucleotide messenger RNA. RefSeq names its product chromosome unknown C22orf31 homolog (gene CUNH22orf31). The coding region runs from base 1 to 1140 and encodes 379 amino acids. The record is from RefSeq and is a predicted model, not a curated record. NCBI's taxonomy places the organism in Eukaryota, Metazoa, Chordata, Mammalia, Chiroptera, Pteropodidae. The transcript has 4 exons.
AUGGAUCAUAGAAAAAGAAAUGCUGCAUCAGAUCAAACUCAUUCCUCACUUCAAGAGGCUCUUUUAGUUGGCCCCAUAAAUCAGAUGGAUGCACGUGAAGGACCCGAGACAAAGUUCAUAUUCAAUGUUGGGUUAUGUCACUCAGACCAUGAGCAACAGGAGCUCAAGAAAAGCUCCCUGACCCUCCACUUCCGGCCCAAGCAUGCUAUAUUCUAUGAGAGCCUGAAUAUCUCUGUGAUCUCGGUACAAAAGGCUUUGCAUCCAAUCUAUGUGCGACGAGACCCCAGCCCCACCUAUGGACUCCGACAGUCUAUCUUACUGAACACCAGGCUUCAGGACUGCUAUGUGGACUCAUCAACUCUCACAAACAUCUGGACGGCCAGAAUGUGUGCGAAGCAGAACAUCAACACCACAGCACCAGGUACCACUUCUUCUUGGGAAGUUGUAAAGAACCCAUUAACUGCCAGUUCAUUCUCCCUGGUUAAGCUGGUGCUCAGGAGACAACUGAAGGAUAAAUGCCACCCAGUACCACACAAGUUUGGAGGAGCACCACCCUCGAAAAGAUUAAAGCCCAAGGAUGAUUCAGCAAUGAAAGCCACUCAGCAAGGCAGGAUAAGAAACUCCGUGAAUUCCAAGAGCAAGCAGCCCGUGGGGCAGCGUCUGGGCUCAUCUAGGCGCAGGAGGCCUGCAGGAGGAAUCAAUGAGAGUAAAGAAAGUUCAAAGGAGAAAAAAGUAACAGUCCGCCAAGAUCUUGAGAACAGAUAUGCUGAACAUUUGGCUGCCACCCAAGUGCUACCCCGGGACAUUGGGACAGCAGCCUGGAUGGCCCAGGCGUUGCUUCCUGAAGCCAGAAAGAGACAGCAGUUGUCGGACACCCUAACCAUCCACGGCCUCCCCACAGAGGGUUACCGGGCUCUGUACCACGCUGUGGUUGAGCCGAUGCUGUGGAAUCCUUCGGGGACCCCCAAAAGGUAUAGUUUGGAGCUGGGGAAGGCCAUCAAGCAAAAGCUCUGGGAGGCUCUGUGCAGCCAAGCUGCCAGCCUCGAAGGUGCUCAGAACCCGCUGCCAGGCACAAAGCGGUUAGAGGUCCAUGAGGAGCCUGUGCCCAAGAAAUGGCCCAAGUUAAAGAGGGAGAAAUAGAAACUGGAACUCACGGGAUUAGGAUACCCUCUGCUAGAUGUCUGAAAAAUAAACACCACUUUGCACCUUCCAUGUAAUCUCAGAUUGCUUUACAAAUUAGUAACUACCUUCUCUGGGAAAUAAAGACAAAUGGGUACAAGAUUCAGAGACUAAGGGCCCCUUUCCACUCUCAAGAGCAGGUAAUUUUGAGGGCUAGAUUUUUUUUUCCCCCCUAAAAGCACCU